Molecule: messenger RNA, 1748 nt
Organism: Xenopus laevis (African clawed frog)
Lineage: Eukaryota; Metazoa; Chordata; Amphibia; Anura; Pipidae
Gene: cep57l1.L
Product: centrosomal protein 57kDa-like 1 L homeolog
Cellular component (GO): centrosome; spindle
Molecular function (GO): gamma-tubulin binding; microtubule binding; identical protein binding
Source: RefSeq, marked provisional
GCUGCCUUGGAGAUGCAAAGCUGCGCCAGUACAAGCUUGUUACUCUGGACGUUCUGGACGUUGUGUGCGCGCUAAGAGGUUGCUGUGUUAGCGGCGCCAUCAGAAGGGCUGCAGCAGGACGUGUUGCCACAGCUUCAUAGAAUGGAAUCGGUGUCAAAAGAAAGUUAUCUUCCAAGUUUUCACCAAUUUCCUUUGUGUGCUUCUUUGUCUGAAUUUGAAUCUGCAUCAUCCAAGGAAACGCAGUCUUCUGCUCUGAAAAACAUCAGUCCUCAUCCAUAUGAUAUUCUUCAAGCACCAAACAGUAGAGCUCUAAUUUCUGCAUUAAAGACUCUUCAAAACAAGAUAUGUCGGCUAGAAUCGGAAAAAACACAUGCCCGCGAUCGUUUGACAAACUUGUCUAGAGCAGCUGGUGAACACAAAAAGGUUCUGGAGUCUGAGAAACGAUCUGCAGAAUGGGCUGCACAGGAAGCCACAAGCCAAAAAAAUGAUGUUGCCAUGCAGCUAAAUAAUGCAGAGCAACGCUGCUCACUUCUUGAGAAACAGCUUGACUACAUGAGGAAAAUGAUGGAGAAUGCUGAUAUACAAAAUAACCCAAUUCAUCAGAUACCGGCACAAAAAGAACAAAAAGAUAUGCUGGAGAUGCAGUCUAAACUUCAGAAACUUGAAGUACUGGAAAAUGAGUGCCUUAGGCUCAAAGCCACACACAAAUCUUCAGAGAACAAAAUCCAGUUUUUGGAGGAAAAGCUAAGUGUUGAGGAGCAAGAGCGGAAAGCAUUGCAGGAUAAAGCAGCACAGGUUCAAACCAGUUUGGAAGUAAACAGAAUUUUACUUUCUUCAGCUUCUUCUCAAAACUCCACUCAAAGAAAAGUGAAGAAAAAGAAGCAAUCAAAGCAAAAAAAUGCCAUAAGUAAAGAGCCUUCUUCAAAAGAGCCUCUUUUAAAAGAGCCUCCUUCAAAAUGCUUUUUCCCAAAGGCAGGAGAACUCCCUUUUGUUGCAGGAAAGUCAACAACUUCCAGCCAUUCUCUGAGUGCAAAUGUGCAGAACAUGUUGCACAUGAUGAAACACCAGAGCCCACGUGUUUCGCAAAAGGACCCUAAAACUGUUGAACACAAACCAUCAAUCUUGCCAGGUGGAAGUAGAAGUAUACCCACACGCUUAAUGUCUUCUUCGACUGGAGACACUUUGUCUGACAUUUUGUUGGCUUUACAAGAUGAGCUGGGGCAAAUGAGUUUUGAACACCAAGAGCUGCUCAAGCAUAUCGAUGAAACAAAGAACACGGACAUGAGAGAAGAUCUAGAACGUGAACUAGAUUAUCUUGUGAAGCAAAUGGAAAUAAAAAGUGAUCAGAUAAUUAAAUUAAAACGUCAUCAGUUAAAUGUUGUUAAGUUGAAAAAAACUGCUAAGAAACAACCUAGGCCUCCAUCUACAACCAAGCCAGCUGAAGAUGAGCAGAACAUAGGUGCAACUGAUCCAUGCACGCCAAGGAAUAAAGGAAAUCUGGCAAAUGGCACUGGUACCCCAAACAGCAAAGCUUCCCUUGAGCUUCUUAAGAGUGUGAGAAAGAUUCAGAUGACCUUAAAGAAAGAUGAUAUCAUGUGGGAAAAAUAAAAACAAAUAUCAGUUUUCAGCGUCAAUAUCAUUUCUCCAUAUUUCCUUGGUUUGUAAUUUUUAUAUAUUUUUAAAGACUAUUACAGUAAUAUUCUGUAAGCAACUAUGCCAAUUAAUUUUAAUAAAGUUUCUAAACUUCA